UAAAGGCCCAAAGAUUUGGCGGUAUAAUGUGAAAACCCUUCUUCCCCAAUUUUGAAAGAAGUGGCUAGUUUUGAGCCCUAGCUACUCAAAAAAUGGAUGAAUCGCAGGAUUCCGAAUCAGGCAGCCUCGAUCGACUGAGCGACUUACCCGAUGCCUUAAUUCUUGAGAUUCUUUCGUUGUUGUCGUCGUCGAUUCGUGAUGUAGUUAGGACUACUAUUCUCUCGAAACGUUGGAAAGAUCUCUGGACCACCGUCCCCCGCUUUGAUUUUGAUUUUUGUGAUGAAGAUCCAAACUUUAUCCGUGGGGCUCUUGCACAAUGGAAAGCCAUGGAAAAACAAGUGGAAGAGCUAACUGUAAAUUUGAAAUCAAGUAUGUCGAUAGAAUACUACGUACCUCACCAUUUGUAUUCAUGCUCGUCGAUUUCAAGGCUAUGCCUUUCUUAUUGUUCGGUGCAAAUCGAGGAGAAUGUGCAGUGGAAUCAACUCCGUAGCUUAACAUUGGAACAUGCGGAUUCGGUGAAGGUGAGUUCAGUCACCAUGAGCCAAAUCCUGUCGGCUGCUCCUCGCUUGGAGCAAUUGAUUUUGCGGCCUUUGGAAGUUACUGAAGACUUUUAUAUCGUAUCUACUAGUCUUAAGUUCCUCGAAAUAGGACAUGGUGAAUAUAAUCACUCUGUAGUUUAUGAAAUUUUGGGAAUUUGGGCUCCAAAUCUCUUGUUUCUUGAGUUUUCAGGUGAUGUUUAUGGUACUUGUUUUUUGGAUGUCCCGUCUUUGACUCGUGCGAGGCUUGAUUUUAUGGAUGAGCCGCCGCCUCUUGUAACGUUUGACCAUCUUCUUUGGAGCAUCCGCCAUGUUACGGACCUCACAUUAUCAGAUGUGGGCAUUCAGUUACUUGACGAGAUGGAGGAAGAUAUGUUUGUGCAGUUUUCGAAUGUUAAGUUUCUAAAAGUCACAACUUCUAGAGUCGAUAAAAUGCUUCAUGUUCUUGACAUGUUUCCUCAGCUGGUGAUUUUAUAUGCUCAACUCAAUGAGCUGGGGAGCUAUUAUGAUAGCAUGGAUCAAGAGUUUGAUGAGGCAAACGCGACGCUCUCUACUUCCUCUCUGCUCCAUCUAAAGACAGUUGAUAUUGAGUGGCAUCUAUGCGACGCCUUGAUACUUCCAUUCUUAAAAAUUAUUUUGGAAAAUGCUCGCGUGCUGGAGGAGAUUGUGUUUCGAUGGAAGGGAAAUCCAGAGAUGUUGCCUGGGUUGCCAGAUUUGUGGGAAUCCUACCAAACAACAGAUCUCAUCUUUAUCUAAUAUUGAUCAAUUGGCACUCGCUUUUGGUUUUAUGCAGUUGGUUUCUUAAUUGAUGUCUUGCUCAGUAUGCUUUAUUUGACAAUCUAUCUAUUCUUGUUUCGAUUCUUCUCUCUUUUGGUUUGUGGUUUA
Molecule: messenger RNA, 1421 nt
Organism: Salvia miltiorrhiza (redroot sage)
Lineage: Eukaryota; Viridiplantae; Streptophyta; Magnoliopsida; Lamiales; Lamiaceae
Product: F-box/LRR-repeat protein At3g26922-like
Exons: 4
Coding region: 93-1292 (399 amino acids)
Molecular function (GO): protein binding
Source: RefSeq, a predicted model, not a curated record